Molecule: messenger RNA, 2720 nt
Organism: Musca domestica (house fly)
Lineage: Eukaryota; Metazoa; Arthropoda; Insecta; Diptera; Muscidae
Gene: Bili
Product: putative FERM domain-containing protein FRMD8P1
Exons: 14
Coding region: 963-2549 (528 amino acids)
Biological process (GO): negative regulation of canonical Wnt signaling pathway
Cellular component (GO): cytoskeleton; plasma membrane
Source: RefSeq, a predicted model, not a curated record
AGUCGCUAAAAUGGGAGCCACCCUUUUACAUUACAAAAAUAUAUGGUAUUGCGUUGUGAAACAGCAUAAAAUCCCUUAUUAAUCGCUUUCAUACUUACUUAUUUUAUACUGAAUUCGAGUAUUUUUCUAUUACGGAUUGGAAAAAAUGUGUAUUUUAUCAUGUAUAUACAUAGCAAAAAUAUAAAUAUGUUACCAAAAAGGAUAUUAGAUGAUCAAAUUAGAAUUAAAAAAUGCCGUUAUAAUUACUUAUAAGGCAACAUAAUUCUGAAAUAAAUUCAAAUAAGUUUUAACUGCCGAACUUUUGGCACAAAAUUUGGCUAGAAAGCAAAGGAAGAAGGAUGACAUAUUGAUUCCACCAACAGAGAAGCCAAAGCAUAGAAGAGGUGGUAAGAUUGUGAGGUUGCGUAGACGAUUGGCCGAUUUGAAGUCUGCUAUUUACGCUGAUCCUCCACCACCGUGGCACAUUGCAUACGAGCUAUGGAUACUUGUGGGCGGCAUUGAAACAUAAAUCCUGUUCCACGAUAUCGAAAGAACACAUUCGCAUAAUUUUUACACGACAAACAGCUGAUUUCCGUUCCACUAAAAUCCAUCAGAACGAAAAUUUGCACGAAAAUCAAAGCGAACGAAAACGUAAGCGUUUCAGCGUAAUUUUGCGUUCCACUAUCUUUUUUCUUUCGUACGCAUGCGAACACAAAUGUCAAGUCAGUCACUUGUGUGUUUGCUGUCGUAUCAUAACAAUUAAGGAAAAUUGUUUUAACAUAAACAUUGCUUGAUUGAAAAUGGAAGCAAAAAUGAGUGCAAAUUUUUGGAAGCAGCAGGCAAUCCCUGGAAGACCACUGGAAGAAAGUAGUUUUUAAAUUAAAUACCAUGGGUCCUCCUUCCCGCACAACUGCAGAGUGGAAAAAGCUCAAAUAAACUAAAAGAGCAACGAUAAAAUUUCGGAAAAUUCUUGUGCAUACAUAAUGUUUACAGUACAUCGAGUAGUGACAACCGCUCAAACGGUUCCAGGGAACUCUUUCACAACUUCAUCCAGUUUUUCUGCAUCUGCGAAUUCUUCCCAUAAUGAAUCGGAUGCCAGAAAUAUGUUGUCACAAAAAUCCGAGAAAUCGUGUAAAAUAAACAACUACAAUUCCGAUGAAGUAUCUGACUGUAUAGUUGGUAUAGUAUCGAAUUCUAGUAAUAACUGCACAGAUCAACACAAUUUGUCAUUUUCUGUUUCAAAUGAUGUCCUCAACAUAUCCUCUGAAGCCGAACCUUCCUUGAUGGUAACUUUCACAUCGAAAACCAUUUCGAAUUACUCAGCUAAUAUGAAAGAGUCAACGCUGGAAGGAAGAUCUUUGCAAAAUGUUAUACCAACAUGUGUUUACUUAAUGUCACGGAUUGCAGUGCACAUGGAAAUCGAAGGAACCGGACAAUGCCCAUCGCAAGUAAUGCUCGCAGCUACUGUGGGUUGUGAGGAAUUAGGAAUAGCAAAUAAAUUGUUAGCUCAGAGUAUAUUUGGACUCUGGAUGGGAAGUUCACUCCUCGAAAUUCAACUUAAAGCUCAUCACCGACCAUAUGCUGUGCGUAUGUUAUGGCCUAUAUUGCUUCAGAAAUAUAGUAUCGGUAAUGUAACACAAUUUAAAUUCGACGAACCUAUGAUAAUGUUGAAACGAAGCGUUUUUUUCUCCAGGCGUGACGAAGAAAAAGUUAAAGAUCACAGAAUAUUGGAACUGUUAUAUGAAGAAGCCAAACAUAAUGUUUUGUGUGGACGUUACGUAAUGGAGCCUAUUCAUGCAGUUAUGCUAGGGGGGAUUCAGGCACGAAUUGAACUUGGACCAUUUAAUUCUAAUACGCAUACAAGCGGAUUUUUUAGAGAAGUCCAGACACGGUUUUUGCCAAGAAGUGUUGCCAAAAAUGCAAGUUUAUCAUGGCUACCUCUCAGCCGCAAAAAUUCUGCAGAGCUUAAGCUUUUGGAGCAAUUUAAACGUGUUCCACAAUCUGCAAAUACCAAAAAAUUAAUAAGAAAAUAUCUAGAAUUUUGUUGGGCUUUACCAUUUUAUGGGUCAGCAUACUUUCACGGGCAAGUCGAACAGUCAAUGUGUGGUAUUAAGAAUAUCUUAAACAAUAAAGAUGUGAACGUUUUAAUAGCUGUAAACGAAAGGGGCGUUCACAUAAUAGACCCUGCCGAAUCUACAUUGCUUAUUGGAUUGCGUUAUGAAGACCUCUCUUGGGAUUUUGCUAAACCCAGUGUAAUGGAUGACCCACAUCGCAUAACAUGUAUUUUCUUACAGUUCGACGUUGUGGAAAAUGGUCUUCCAAUGUCAAAGCUCAUGCAAAUAUUCUCCCAGCAAGCAUCUAUGAUAGAUGCUUUAAUAUCACACUUUACGGAACUUAUUGCAAAAAGAAGAAAAUUUUACAGGGCAGAUGAAAUUCAUAAUGAUCCCAAUCCUAUACAAGGAACCGGUAGAGGCGUUCUAUGCAACAAGCUGUCUCGGUUAACCUUAGCAUCAUUCGAUGAUGAAGGUCGAUGCAUAGGUCAGAUGGGAUCUAUAUCAAUAAGUUAUUAACUAUACUUUUUAUUGGAUUUAUAAGAUUUACCGUAGCGUCAACAACAGAUGUCUGCUGUUUUGCUGGCUUCUUCAAAUCCGUUUGGUCUAAUGAUUGUAAAUAUGGUUUCAGCUCAAAGUACACAACCAUAUUCCAUGAUGAGGAAACCAUGUGGGUAUGCGACAUGGGAU